Glycine soja is the source of this 2464-nucleotide messenger RNA. Its product is annotated as glucose-6-phosphate isomerase 1, chloroplastic-like. The transcript is spliced from 14 exons. The coding region runs from base 367 to 2214 and encodes 615 amino acids. The record is from RefSeq and is a predicted model, not a curated record. Gene Ontology annotation, cellular component: cytosol. Lineage: Eukaryota; Viridiplantae; Streptophyta; Magnoliopsida; Fabales; Fabaceae. Gene Ontology annotation, biological process: gluconeogenesis; glycolytic process; glucose 6-phosphate metabolic process. Gene Ontology annotation, molecular function: carbohydrate derivative binding; glucose-6-phosphate isomerase activity; monosaccharide binding.
UGCUGCGGAGGGCAACAGACACAGAGAGAGAGAGGUGUUAUUAUUUGACUUAUUUCAUUGCAAUAGCAACUAACAGCUAACAAGUAUCACCACCCACCAAUCAGCGCGUGACUCUGGUGAAUAUCACAAAAGAAAGACAGCACACAGAACCAGAAAACAACCUUCAACAAAGACAAAAACCGCUCUCUUCUCCAACGCUGUCUGUCACCUUAAAAAACAAAGUUCCACUUCAUCAGAUUCAACUAAACCACACCACACCAUUCGCAUCAACACAGCACUUGUUUGUUCCCAACUCCGAAAAAUAUCAUGCUCCUAACGUAAAAUCCUCGGUUUCAACGUUCAACCGCGAUCUCAAAAAACAAAACUAUGGCAUCACUCUCAGGCAUUUGCUCCUCUUCCCCGACUCUCAAAAAAUUCCCAAACCAAUCCCCAUCGUUGACCGACCCUCUCCGCAAAGACCACGUGUCCUUCCCCGCACGCCUUGCCGAUCGGACCCUCAGCCUCGCGCCGCCCCGUGCGGUGGCUCGGGAGGUUUCCGACGGAGCGUUGGCGGCGGCGGUGAAGAAGGGGUUGGAGAAGGAUCCGCGCGCGCUGUGGCGGAGAUACGUGGGUUGGCUGUACCAGCACAAGGAACUUGGGAUUUACUUGGAUGUGAGUCGGGUCGGGUUCAGUGAUGAGUUCGUUAAGGAGAUGGAACCCCGUUUCCAAGCGGCGUUUCGGGCGAUGGAGGAGUUGGAGAAGGGCGCGAUCGCGAAUCCCGAUGAGAGUCGCAUGGUGGGACACUAUUGGCUGAGGGACCCUAAGCGUGCGCCCAACUCGUUCCUUAAAACGCAGAUUGAGAACACUCUCGACGCUGUUUGCAAGUUCGCUAACGACGUCGUUAGUGGUAAGAUUAAGCCUCCUUCGUCUCCGGAGGGUCGAUUUACUCAAAUAUUGUCUGUGGGAAUUGGAGGUUCUGCUCUUGGACCACAGUUUGUUGCAGAAGCAUUGGCACCUGAUAAUCCUCCACUCAAGAUAAGAUUUGUGGACAACACGGAUCCUGCUGGAAUUGAUCAUCAGAUUGCACAACUUGGGCCUGAGCUAGCUUCAACACUUGUGAUUGUGAUAUCAAAGAGUGGAGGUACUCCUGAGACCAGAAAUGGUUUAUUGGAAGUGCAGAAGGCCUUUCGUGAAGCAGGCUUGGAUUUUCCUAAACAGGGUGUUGCUAUAACACAAGAAAAUUCUUUGUUGGAUAACACUGCCAGAAUUGAGGGCUGGUUAGCUAGAUUUCCUAUGUUUGAUUGGGUGGGAGGUAGAACGUCAGAGAUGUCUGCAGUUGGCCUGCUUCCAGCAGCCCUUCAGGGCAUUGAUAUUAGAGAAAUGCUUGCCGGUGCAUCAUUGAUGGAUGAGGCUAAUAGGAGUACUGUGUUAAGGAAUAACCCUGCAGCUCUGCUGGCUUUAUGUUGGUAUUGGGCUACAGAUGGUGUAGGAUCCAAGGAUAUGGUUAUUCUUCCAUACAAGGACAGCCUGUUAUUAUUCAGUAGAUACUUGCAGCAGCUGGUCAUGGAAUCUCUAGGCAAGGAGUUUGACUUGGAUGGUAAUCGGGUUAAUCAAGGAAUUAGUGUCUAUGGAAACAAAGGAAGCACAGAUCAACAUGCCUAUAUUCAACAAUUGAGGGAAGGUGUACACAAUUUCUUUGUAACAUUCAUUGAGGUGCUACGUGAUAGACCUCCUGGUCAUGAUUGGGAACUUGAACCUGGUGUCACAUGCGGUGACUACUUGUUUGGUAUGCUACAGGGAACAAGGUCAGCUCUGUAUGCCAAUAACCGAGAGUCCAUCACAGUUACUGUACAAGAAGUGACACCUAGAACAGUUGGUGCUCUUAUUGCACUCUAUGAACGAGCAGUAGGAAUUUAUGCCUCCCUUGUCAACAUAAAUGCUUAUCAUCAACCAGGUGUGGAAGCUGGUAAAAAAGCAGCAGGUGAAGUACUAGCACUUCAGAAGCGAGUGUUGGCAGUGCUAAAUGAGGCAAGCUGCAAAGAACCUGUAGAACCAUUGACCCUCGAAGAAGUAGCAGACCGUUGCCAUGCUCCUGAAGAUAUCGAAAUGAUUUACAAGAUUAUCGCACACAUGGCUGCCAAUGACAGAGCAUUGAUUGUCGAAGGCAGCUGUGGUUCACCACGCAGCAUCAAGGUUUUUCUUGGGGAAUGUAACAUUGAUGGGUUGUAUGCAUGAGUUAGACGACUACCAGAAUUCAUGUUUUGGUAAUGUUGCAAUUGUGUUUGAAUACACGGACCAACAGAAGAGAAGUUGCCUGCAAUAAUUUGGUUUCAAUGUUGAAUCUCCAUCAUUAACGAAAGUGGAAAUUUCUGUUAAGACAAAUUCUUGAAAGUGUUUUGGUGUUCUGAAUUGGAACUACGUGUAACCAAAUGGAGAAUCCAGUGGGUAAAUAUAAUUAAUAAAAUUGUUCCUUUCGCUGCCUAAA